Molecule: messenger RNA, 1420 nt
Organism: Sinocyclocheilus grahami
Lineage: Eukaryota; Metazoa; Chordata; Actinopteri; Cypriniformes; Cyprinidae
Product: UAP56-interacting factor-like
Exons: 9
Coding region: 240-1244 (334 amino acids)
Biological process (GO): mRNA export from nucleus
Cellular component (GO): nuclear speck
Molecular function (GO): mRNA binding
Source: RefSeq, a predicted model, not a curated record
UCUUGUCGCACACUGGUCCUCAGAUUCAUAGCGCUGCUGGGCGGGUCACGCUGCUAGGACUCACCGUUCACUUGAUCGACACAAAGAAAGCGCCUUGAAACCGGGUUGAUUGAAAAAGUUUCAUAGUUCGUCUCGUCAGUGGCGUUUCUGUUUGGAAGUUAUCGAGUAAAUACUGUGGCGCUUUCUAUUCACGCGACGCUUCUGAAACUUUUGCGUGCGUAACGACAUUGGGAGACGAAAUGGGGGAGAAUGAUGUUCAGAUGGAGAGUACAGAGCAAAUGCAGGAGCCUCACGCUUCAAGCUCGGACAAAAUCGACUUGUCAUUAGAUGACAUUAUAAAGCUGAAUAAGAAGGAACUGAAGGCGAGCCGAGCUGGCAACAUAGCUAAAACUAAACGUGCUGCUAACAGGAACAACGUCUUGAAGAAACUCAACCAGGUUCCACAGCAGCACAGGGGACUCAGACGAGGAGCGCAGCAGUACCAAGGACCUGGCAGGGUGAGAGGUUUUAGGAGACAAUGGGAAUCCGGGAGGGACAUGAUGUCGAGAAGGGGUUCACUAAAUAGAGCUGCUGCCACUGUCACGGCCGGUGAACAGUUUGAUCAAACCACAUUCACAUCGAGGGGGACAUUCAGAGGACGAGGAAGAGGUAGAGGAAGAGGAGGCAGACUGAGCAGGGGUGCAUUGUUAGCAAGAGGACAGAGGGGUGGAAGACCAUUUGUAUUAGACAGAGGGUUUUCCGCUACAAAAAGGACUGAGAAAUUACAGAGGUAUCAGACGAUAAGAAGUCGAAGAACAGCACCAUCUGGCUCCACGCUGACAGUUUCUCUACCAAAUGCUAAAUCUGCACCUGUCGCUGUGAAGACAUCUAAUCAGGCUAGGAGGGGUGGGGCAGUGUUAAGGGGCAGAUCAUCUGGAAGAGCCGGUACUUCUUCUCCUAAGGGGAUUCCUCUGCAAUUUAACUACAAAGCAGCCACUAACCAGACUGCCGUAUACCUUAAUGACCGUUUCACUGACCUGAGGUUAAGAGUGCGAGGACGGGGCCGGGGAAGAGGAAGAGGAGCUCUUGGAGGAGGUGGAAGAGGAAAUAUCAUUGGGGGUGGACGAGGUAGAGGACAAGGAAACAUUAUAGGUGGUGGCAGAGGCAGAGGAAGGGGUGGGGUUGGUGUGACAAGAGGAGGAAGAGGCUUGAGAAGAGGGAGGGGAGGAUCAAGAGGAGCCGAUCGAACAGUAACUCUUCAGUGAUUAGAAUUACAACCAUUCAGUUUUAUGAAGUUGUAGUGUUUACUGUUAGUGAUGCACUGAAAUUUCCACAACCAAUGAUAUUGGGGCGAAACAGAAGAAGAAAAAAUCAGUUUCAGCAUAAAUAGUUUUGGAGGCCCACAAUCAGUGACGUUUAACUACAACUAAAAAUGGAAUUG